Paramuricea clavata is the source of this 805-nucleotide messenger RNA. NCBI's taxonomy places the organism in Eukaryota, Metazoa, Cnidaria, Anthozoa, Malacalcyonacea, Plexauridae. The record is from the annotation of a GenBank genome assembly.
AUGAACGACCACAAAGUGGAUUAUCCUUCCUUCUCUGAAUUCGUUAGCUUCAUUGAGCUAGUUUCCAGAGAAAAGAAUGACCCAAACUUGUGUUUAAACGCCCUCGAAGGUGACCGGCCAGGCGAGAGAAAUCGUGAUAGACCGGGACAGUCAUAUAAGACUGCCAUACCAGAUGCCGGCCAGGGGACCAAAUCCCCCCCGACCCCAGUCGUUGGUGUGUAGUUCACCGGAGACCACACCCCCUUAACCAAUGCCGUGCCUUCCGAGCCAAACCGAUCGACCAACAAAAAAUUUGUUGAAGCAAUACGGUAUAUGUUACCGUUGCGUUGCUUCAAGUAGUCACAUAGCAAAGGACGGUAAGACUCCAGUCAAGUGAAUCGAAUGUCAUAGUGAUAAACACAUAUCAGCCCUUCAUGGAGGAAGACCACCGGCAUUAGGAAAGCCAAACGAAAGCAAGGAAAACACACUAAUUGGGAAUAUUGGAACACCACCAAAGCCGGAGGAAGUUAAAGGUCACGGCGAGGAGACCGCUAAAGUAAAUACUAAAUGUAUUGAUGUUUGCGGACAACAAUCGGGAGGAAAAUCUUGUGCCAAAAUAUGUCUGGCUCACGUUUUUGUCCAUGGUCAAACGGAGACUAAGAUACGAGCCUACGUCGUCAUUGACGACCAAAGUAACUGUUCGUUGGGCAAAUCAGUGUUGUUUGAUCAAUUAAAUCUGCGGGGAGAGCCAUUCACUUACACACUACAGACGUGUGCAGGACAGAGCGAGGUCAAGGGACGACGAGCAAAGCGUGUCAUGAUUUAA